AGGCGACGCCGGCUGGUGCAUCGCCAUGGAUCGGACGUCGUCCUGUUGCUCGCAACCGGUGACCGGUGCGGCCGCGUACAACUAUGGUGGUGGUGGCGGGACGGUGGCGGGCGGCCCGACAAUAGGUGGUUACCCAUCGUCGUACGACGGUGGCCACCGGCUAUCGUCAGCCGCGGUGGUCGGCAACGUGAUGGUGGUGGACGACGGCCAAGGGUGUUUCUGCUGUGACAGCGACGACGAUAGCGUGGAACGGGCCCGCGUGGCGCACGCCAAACGCAAGUGCUACAAGAGUUGUCUGCGUAACGCGUUCGUGUGUGCGUUGCUGGUGUCGUACACAUUCGCCGGCGCUUUGAUAUUCCUCAGCAUUGAGGGCGACGUGGACGCGGACACCAUGGACGAUAGCGGUGGCCCGGUCCAGUUGGCCGGCCUGAUGCCCGCCCAACAGCAGAACCUGACGGCCGCGUGGAUGGCAGCUGCGGCCGCGGGCGAGGAGAGCCGCGCGCGUACCGUCGAGACCAUAUGGGAGAUCACGGUCAACCUGAACAUUCUGUACCGAGAGAACUGGACUCGGCUGGCCGCGCAGGAACUGAACCGGUUCCAGGAGGACCUGAUACGGCGCCUGACGCAGCAGAUGGAAAUCGAAUCGGCCGCCGUCAGCUAUCACACCGGUAGUGGCGCUGGUGGUGGCAUCGUCGUCGACCACGGCGUCGAGUCGGUGGACAGCGCGUUCGAGUGGAACAUGGCCACGUCGUUUCUGUACUGCCUCUCCGUACUCACCACCAUCGGUUACGGAAACAUCACUCCGAAAACGGCUAUAGGUAAAAUGGUAACAAUGGUGUACGCAUUGAUUGGCAUCCCAUUGAUGUUAGUGUACUUGUCGAGCAUCGGUGGUUUGUUAGCGUGGUGCGCCCGAGGAAUAUUUACCAGAUCGUUAUGCUGUUGCCUGUGCUCCAAGUGCGGGUACUGCUGUUACGACGAGAAGCUGAUGGAGGAGAAGGAACGGCGGAUGAAGCUGAAACGUGAGCGCAAAGAAUACGACAUGCACAUGAAAACGUUCUCGGGACACGCGCUCGAGCCGUACUACGUGCGCCCCGGAGACGCGGACGACGUGUUCCAGCGCGUGUCCGACCGCGCGGCGGCAAUGACAGCGUCAUCGGCGGCCGCGACGUCGACGGCGCCCGCGGCCACCAGCACAUCGCCGUCGAUCGCGGCGGCCGAGAUGGCCGCGGACAGCGCGAGCUUCGUGCCAUUACUGCUGGUCGGGUUUGCAUUCAUGUCCGCGUACAUCGGGUGUGGCGCGGCCGUGCUGCACCGGCUGGACACCGGCGGUAAGACGUACCUGGACUGCGUUUUCUUCUGCUUCAUGCUGCUCAGCACCAUUGGCUAUGGUGGCAGCUCGCGGCCACUGGAAAUGACGCUCACCAGCACGGUGACCGUGUGGUUCUGUUCCGUGUACAUACUGUCCGGCAUGGCGCUGACGGCCAUGUGCUUCAACAUUGUGCACCACGGCGUGUCCACCAAGCUCAAGACGCUGUACCAGCCAUCGUCAGCCAACGGUGUGCCGGGCGCGGGCGUUGGUGAAUACCAGCGGCGCGACGGCAGCGGCAGCGUAAGCGAUCUAACGUCAGCGCACGGCAUCGCCGACUCCUGACACACGCGACGCCGCGGUG
Sipha flava (yellow sugarcane aphid) is the source of this 1670-nucleotide messenger RNA. RefSeq lists its product as uncharacterized. The transcript has 3 exons. NCBI's taxonomy places the organism in Eukaryota, Metazoa, Arthropoda, Insecta, Hemiptera, Aphididae. The coding region runs from base 26 to 1651 and encodes 541 amino acids. Gene Ontology annotation, cellular component: membrane. Gene Ontology annotation, molecular function: potassium ion leak channel activity. Gene Ontology annotation, biological process: stabilization of membrane potential; potassium ion transmembrane transport. The record is from RefSeq and is a predicted model, not a curated record.